AUGAGCAAUGAUACGCUUAAACAGCUUGUGAGAUACCACCCGAAUCACCCAGAACCGACAGUUGGUGCUGAAUUCUUUGGUUUCAUAAAAGAUGCAAACUAUGUUGACCCAGAUCCAGUUGAUCAUCAGAACUGGAGAAAUGAAGCUGAAAUGAAAGAGGCAGUGUAUGCUGAAGAGCUGAAGAUUCUUAAAGAUUUCAAAAACACCAAGAAUGAGUGGUAUGUGAAAGAAACAGGGAGAAGACGUAGAAAGGCCACUCCUAUUGUUCAAAAGGUUGAGAGAUCUUCUUCACAACCAAAGAAGAAGCAAAAGAAAGCUGCUAAAACGUCUUUGAUCGAUGAGCCUGAAGAAGAUGAAACCGUGGUAGCUGCGGAGGAAGAUCCAUUUAACGUUGAUGAACAUAUGUUGUUUGAUACUGAUGUCUUAGAGACAGGGCCAACAGUGGUUGCUGAAGUUGAUCAAGUUGUGAAUGUUGAAGCUCAGAAAGGGAAAGAUAAAGUUGUUGAUGACAUUGAGGAAGAUGAUGUGGAUAAAGACACUACAAGCUCCUCAAGUUCUUCAGAAGAGGAAGUUGAUGAAACCGAACAACAUGUCUCCGAAUCACAAUCUCCUCCAGGUGGUAGAAAGAAAGCUGGAGCUCGUAAGAAAGUCAUAUCUCCAAAGAUCAGAAAGGUUACGCCAAAGAUAUCAAAGCCAAAGAUUGUGCUAAAGAAGAAACAAACCAAGGAAACCAGGAAACCACCAACACCUUUACAUGAACAAACACCACCACAAUCACCAAUCCAAUCACCACCCCGACAACCUACACCACCACAACAUUCUUCCCCACCAAAACAACCAACACCACCAAGACAUCUGUCACCACUACAUCUUUCACCACCACCACAACAAACACUAUUCACCUCACAAGAAAUCUUUCAAACACCUCCACUCACCCAAGGUCAACUAACACCUGGUUCUGCGGGGUUUCGAAAUUUUCCAAAUAUUCCUUCGAAUUUGAAUGUGAGCCUUGAUGAUGUAGGAGAUUUUGAUUUCGCAAACACCUCACAAGUAAAGAAUGUUGAAAAGAAGGUUGAUGAAGUGAUUGCUGAGAACAAGAAGCUAGCCACUGAAAACAAGAAAGUUAUAUGUCGUGAAAGAAUUCUAGAAAUGCGUGUGAAGAGGUUGGAGAAUGAUAACAAAGAGUUGGUGAAAAAGAUUGAUUCUGAUCAGUCAGAGAUAGACAUCUUGAAGGUGAGAGUUGCUGAGCUUGAGGAAGAAAAAGCUCGUCGAGAUGAGCAAAAUGAAUACUUUAAGUUGAAGAACAAAGAGCUUGAAGCAGCUAAAGCGUUCAGAGACCACGAGUUCUACAUGUUGAAUAUAGUAGUUGAAAGCAUGCUCGGAAUGUCUGUAGAGCAAAAGUUUGAAGAGCUGCAAGUUGAAGAGCUCAGAGCAGAACGUCAAGCUAAAAUUGAUGAGCAGGUGAAAGACAAGGGCAUAGGCAUUGGAAGUAGUUCUGCAGUGACUGAGAGAUCGAUUGUUCCUUCAAUGGUUGUUGAAAAUCCCGAGCCUAUCUCUGCUGUUUCUGGUCUUUUUGAGGAUUAUACUCCUCUGGAUGAGUUGAUUGGAGAUAGUGAUGAAGAAGAUGAAGAUGAGGAGGAUGACGAGGAAGAUGAAAAAGAUGAGAAAGUAUAUUCUGCGAGCAGUCAUGGUUCUGACAACGAUGACGAUGAUGCUCAGGGUGGUACAUGGUUGAAAGUUACUGAGGCUUCCACUGAGAAGAAUGUUGAUGAUUUGAUGAACGAUUCUGUGAACGAAGAAUAA
This is a messenger RNA of Helianthus annuus (common sunflower), 1803 nucleotides long. RefSeq names its product glutamic acid-rich protein-like. Bases 1 to 1803 code for a protein of 600 amino acids. The transcript is spliced from 2 exons. The record is from RefSeq and is a predicted model, not a curated record. NCBI's taxonomy places the organism in Eukaryota, Viridiplantae, Streptophyta, Magnoliopsida, Asterales, Asteraceae.